UACACGAUCAGUAGAUGUUAUUUAUUAGACGUCAUAAAUGACGUCUAUUCUUCUUCGGAUUGUCUUGUCGACCUCUGUUUGCUGAUUUGAUGGACACAUUAUUCUCACAAUAACGACUCACUUAUUAACGUUAUUGUAUUUUUCAAUUUUUUCAUUUUUUGAUAAUCGACAUGGAAUCGAAUGUUAAAUUGACCAAAAAACCUAAGCGAACGUUUUCAGAAGCUUGGCUCAUGGAUGUGCGGUAUAAGUCGUGGAUACGAGAAGUACCGUCUGAUAAUACCCUUUAUCACUGCACUAUAUGCGAUAAAAAUUUUUCGUGCGGUUCAACACAUAUCUCGAGGCAUGUGGAGUCCGCGCAUCAUAAAAAUAAUAGUAAUAAAGAUCACAGUAGCGAUGAUGAUAGUUUUUUAGAAAAAAAAUCUCGUAGAUCUAUAUUUCAACAGAAAUGGUUGGAUAGAGCGGAAUUUAAAAGCUGGUUACGCGAAGUGCCACACGAUCCAAGUUUAUUUUUUUGUUUAACUUGUGACAAAUCUGUUGCUGGUGGUUUAUCGCAAAUCAUUCGUCACUCAAAAUCCAAAGCACAUAUAAAUAAAAAUAAAGAUAAUUCUAUCGAAGUAAGUCAAUCGAAUAACGAUUCGCAAUCGUAUGACGACAUGCAGGCUACGCAUAAUCGGGCUACGCAAACUGAAUUGCUUUCGUCGUUUGAAGAGCGUAAAAAAUCCGCAGAAAUUAGAUUUGCCGCAUUCAUUGCCGACAAAAAUAUUCCCCACCAAAAUGCAAAAGAAAUUCUUAGUUUUUUUCGACAUGUAGGAGAAGAUCCUAACGUGUUAAAAGCCAUGAGCAUGGGUCGUACGAAAUGUAAAAACAUUAUUACAAAUGUUUUGUGCCCAAUCGAGACGGAACGUGUGGUCAAUAAAAUUCAGAACACAAAGUUUACGAUAUUCAUCAAUGAAACGUCUGCCAAUGAGAAAUGGAUGACUUUUCUCGUUCGUUAUGUUGAUCCGGAUACAUUAGACAUUCGAUCACAAUUAGUUAAACUAAUUGACAUUGAUGUCAAAGAUUCCAAUGCGGAAAAAUUGUUCCUUGCAUUUAAAUGCGAAAUGUGGAAGUUACAGAUAUUGUUUUUGAAUAUUGUCGCCCUGUCGUGUGACAGUGCAUCUACCAUGACAGGGAAACAUUUAUUAUUCAAAGAAAAAUUAGAAGAAGAAUGCCCGCAUUUGUUAACAUUUUCCUGUCCCUGUUAUGCCACCAUGUUAGCAGCUCAUGCUGCAUGCAAUGAAAUACCUAUAGCUUGCGAGGAAUUUAUUACAAAAAUUGGCGAUUAUAUUAACUGUAGUCCAAAAUGUUCGUCCGUUUUUUCUGAAUUUUGUGAAUAUUUCCAAGAAAACAAUAAUAGAAUAACACGAUUAAAUGAUACACGUUGGCGUUCUCACUACUUGUGUGUAAAAAAACUUUUGGAAUCUUGGGACACAAUUAAACAUUUUCUUAAUGAAAUAUCUGUGAACGAGAAAACAAGAUUUGAAGAAUGUCUGUUGUCUAUGAUGGAUAAUAUAGAGUUAAAAGCUUAUUUUUUAUUUUUAGAGUACGCAUUACAUUUCUUCAACAAAUUCAAUAUUUUUUUUCAAGCAUUAGAUACACGGAUACAUAUUUUACAACCCAAAUCUUUGAACUUUCUUCUUCAAAUCUGCCAAAAUUUUUUAAAAGAGGAGCAUUUAAAACCUUUCUCUACAGAUGUAGUAUUAUCUUUACAGAAAAAUCAAAAAGAUCUGCAUCAAAUUACAUUGGGAUCAGAAUGUGAAAAAUAUCUUCAGAAAUUAAUGGAGCAUGGACACGAAGACGAAGUUGAAACAAUUCGAAAGAACUGCUUAAAGUUUUAUGUAACUGCUGCAGAAAACAUUCCUCAAACUAUUGGUGAUUUCGACGAAGACGGUUUAAAGGAGGAAUGGGUUGCACUGUCAUCAGAUUUUACCACGAACGAGAAACAAAGUCUCUCUAAAUUAAAUUUCGACAAUAUGUGGAAAAAAAUUUUACAAUCUUCUUAUCCAAAUAAUAUAGCCAAAUAUCCAAAUCUAAUAAACAUUCUAAAUGCUAUCCGUUCACUUCCCAAUUCAAACGGCGAUCCGAAGACCAUGGUUUCCAUCGUGUAUGAUUUAACUUCGAAAAAACGCAACAAACUUUCGGCGGCUUCGGUUAACGCCAUUUGCGUUUUUAAAUCUGCAUUGAAGGCGAGAGGAGAAACAUCAAUGAAUAUGACGAUCGAAGAAAAACAUUUGUCACUUAUGUCGUCAGACAAAUUAUAUGCUAGUGCUACUAAAGAAACUGCAGUAAUAAAUGACUACUAGUGUGCUUUCUAGUAAGCGACACAGAUGACACAGUGUAAUGAUACAAUGAAUUAUUACAUUCUUAUCGUUUGCUUCUUCAGAGACAACAUACAUUCACGUAUAUAAAAAGUAACAAAGAUUAAUUUGUCAUGGUGAGCUCUCCCGUAUCGAGAAUAUAAUU
Mycetomoellerius zeteki is the source of this 2502-nucleotide messenger RNA. RefSeq lists its product as uncharacterized. Lineage: Eukaryota; Metazoa; Arthropoda; Insecta; Hymenoptera; Formicidae. The transcript has 2 exons. The record is from RefSeq and is a predicted model, not a curated record. The coding region runs from base 171 to 2342 and encodes 723 amino acids.